Molecule: messenger RNA, 3797 nt
Organism: Eleginops maclovinus (Patagonian blennie)
Lineage: Eukaryota; Metazoa; Chordata; Actinopteri; Perciformes; Eleginopidae
Gene: tmem63a
Product: transmembrane protein 63A
Exons: 23
Coding region: 137-2569 (810 amino acids)
Cellular component (GO): plasma membrane
Molecular function (GO): calcium-activated cation channel activity
Source: RefSeq, a predicted model, not a curated record
GGGUCUGCGCAUGCGUGGGACAUAACGAGGAAGGAGCGAAGGCGUUUACAUAUUUCAACUGAACUGUGGAGAAAACUUCACUUUUGUGCGGAUUAACGGACGAACAUACAGGGAAGCUGCUGGUUCCACUGCAGUGAUGUCUGCCAUGUGGUGGGAGCAGUGGCCCCUGUUGGCCUCUAAUGGUACGACUCCCUCCGACUUAACGGACAACAAGAGCUGCUUCAGCACCCCACAGAGCACCGUGCUGAAGGGAGUCGGCUUUGGAGGAGUGCCAGUUGUGCUGCUGCUCGAUUUCUGCGUCUUUCUGGUGUUGCUGAUGGUCUUCUCUAUUAUCAGGAGGAAGUUCUGGGACUACGGGCGUCUGGCAUUAGUCUCAAACGAAGGGUACACAGAUUCAACACACCGGCACUAUGGACACCAGUCCUCCGUAGUCUCAAAUGCGGAGGACCUCGAGUAUGAAUUGGGAUUUUGCUCUUGGCUGCCUUUCAUCCUCAGAAUGGAUGAGGAAAAAAUAAAAACCAGGUGUGGCAUGGAUGCUGUUCACUACCUGUCCUUCCAGCGCCAUCUGAUCGUCCUGCUGAUCGUCUUAACCAUCACGUCGCUCUCAAUCAUAAUGCCUGUCAACAUGACGGGAGACCUGCUGGGUAAUGAUCCACAAAGCUUUGGAAGAACAACGGUGGGAAAUCUUCCAAAUGGAGACAACCUGUUAUGGCUGCAUACAGUGUUUGCAGUUCUGUACCUGAUCCUGACCGUUGUUGUGCUGCGGCAUCACACGUCCCAGAUGAAAGGCGAGCGCAGAGAGACGGCAAGAGACUCCUUGUUUGUGUGUUCAGUCCCGAAAACGGCAACAGAGGAAGCUGUAAAGACCCACUUCAUAGAGGCGUACCCUUCCUGUCGAGUGUGUGCUGUGACCCUGGGCUAUGACGUGGCCAAGCUCAUGCACCUGGAUAAGGAAAGGGAGCGAGCAGGAAAAAACCUGCGCUACUACGAGCGUGUCCAGGAGAAAACAGGGAAACUUGUGUUGAUUAACCCCCGUUUGUGCGGUCACCUCUGUUGCUGCGCCAGCUCCAAGAAGGUUGAUGCCAUAGAUUUCUACAGAACUCAAGAAAAAGACCUGCUGGAAGAGGUGAGGAAGCAGACAGAGCUGGUGCCAGAGCGCCCCCUGGGGAUGGCCUUCGUCACCUUGCAGACCGAGGCGAUGGCCAAAUACAUCCUGAAGGACUUCAACGCGCUGAAGUGUGGCGGCACAGGCUUCCUCUGCAGGAGGACGCCCCAGCCUUCAUCCGACAGCGCAACUCUGAAAGUGAACAAGUGGAGCGUCAGCUUUGCACCCCAUCCUAAAAAUGUGUUCUGGGAGAAUCUGUCCUUGCGUGGUUUCCACUGGUACAUGCGAUACUUGACACUUAACUUCUUCCUUUUCUUCCUGCUCACCUUCCUCACGACUCCCACCAUCAUCAUCAACACCAUGGACAAGUUCAACGUGACUAUGCCCAUCCGAUAUCUCAAUAGUCCCAUCAUCAGUCAGUUCUUCCCCACCCUCCUGCUGUGGUCCUUCUCUGCCCUGCUGCCUACCAUAGUUUACUACUCUACAAUAGGAGAGGCCCACUGGAGCAGGUCCAGUGAGCAGCUGAGCAUGAUGCGUAAGCUUUACUUUUUCCUGAUCUUCAUGGUGCUGAUCCUCCCCUCGCUGGGGCUCACAAGUAUUGCAUGGUUUUUCCGCUGGCUGUUUGAUAAAAGGUUUCUUGCUGAUGGGAAACUGAGGUUUGAAUGCGUGUUCUUGCCUGACCAGGGGGCUUUUUUCGUCAACUACGUCAUCACAGCGGCCCUUGUGGGCUCUGGGAUGGAUUUGUUGCGGUUGCCAGGGUUACUGCUUUACAUCAUUCGCAUGAUGUUUGCGCGCUCUGCUGCUGAAAGGAAAUAUGUCAAACAGAACCAGGCCUAUGAGUUUGAAUAUGGAGCCAUGUAUGGCUGGUCCCUAUGUGUCUUCACUGUCAUCAUGGCGUACAGCAUCAUAUGUCCUAUUAUUGUCCCCUUUGGCCUCCUGUACAUGAUGCUGAAGCACCUGGUGGACAAACACAACAUGUACUUUGUCUACCUGCCUGCUCGCCUCGACGGCCAGGUUCACCUGGGAGCUGUCAAUCAAGCGUUGGCUGCACCCAUCAUCUGCCUGAUAUGGCUGUACUUCUUUUCUGUCCUCAGACAAGGUUUCUUGGCUGCCACCACUCUGUUCACUCUGGUGGUCCUGUGUAUCACUGUCUUCAUCUGCGUCAGUUCCACCUGCUUUGGCCAUUUCAAGUACCUCAGUCCACACAACUAUGAGGUGAAAGAGGAGGAUAAGGACACAGAGAAUGGAGCGGAAGAAAACACCAUGGUCUACCUUCCCAGAGUGCUUGAUCCCAAAUCGCCUGCCAGCGCACAAGAGGGAUCUAAAAUACCCUCUUACGGCUCUACGGAGGGAAGCCCCGCCCACAGCGCCGGCCCAUUGGCGAAAAGUGCGUCGGAUGUCCUAGUCAACGUAUCCCAAGUCAAAGCUUGGGAGUCAGGAAGCCCACGACUUCUUGGAUGUUAAAUCUGAUUUCUGCAUUGAAGUUGGCGUUUGAAUUCCCUCCCACUGCUGAGUCAGAUCAGACUUUCCUUUUGAGAGAGAACAACGUGCAAUUGUUAUAGCACUAUGUCGCCAAAAUGGUAGAUGGUAUAUGGACUGCAUAUAUAAUCCUAUGUCUUUGUGACCCCUCCAAAUGCUUUUUCAUAUCCAAGUUGCAUAAACAUAUUCAUACAGAGGCCGAGGCUGACAUCAGGGACUAUUAACACACUGUUGGCCAUGUCAUAAAGACUAAUCUUGGGUUCAAAAACUCAUCCCAUUGAGAAUUUCACGUGGGGAUACGAUCAAAACAUUGAACUCCUGAUUGGUGGAUGACAAAUUAACAUCGUAAGCAACAGCCGCCAGAAUAGCCUGCCAAAAGCUAGUAAAUGUACGAGUUAAAAGUAGAUUAAAACUACUUUCUACAGGAAAGGAGGUACACAGGAUGUUUUAUAGUAUGAUAAUUUAUGUAAUAUCUUAUGAUGAUUUGCACUUGAUCAACAUAGCACACACAACCUGCUGAGUCUUCUAUUUGAAUUGUAUCCCUCAUAGAGCACAGUUCAUUUUUUAUUUUCUGUACAGAACUUCUCUGAAACGAACUAAACCUAACUAAAACCUGACAUUUCAAACAAACCAGAUACAUAAUCAUGCAAGGAUUACCAGAACAAGAACAUCCAGUCAGCAACACUGAUGCCAAAGAGGUGAUCAGGCAGAGCUUUCUGUUUGUUACAGUUAAGAUUUCUUCAUAGUGCCCUUUGUGAUGCCAUUUGUCAACACCUGCCAAGGGAAUAAUUUAUUGCCUCAUGUUCAUAAUGCACUUUUGUAUCAAGGGAGGCCUGUUUUGUGUCGACUAACGUAAUGUGGGCUUUUGUAUUGAGACGAGAAACAGUUUUGUAUCAGUAUUGCAGGGGUUUUGCAACCAAAACUUUUUCCACAUGUGACUUGAAGGGUUAGAGUUGGAUUAUGUAAUGAUUAGAGCCAUAAAGCCAUUAUUUUCUUUUUAAGAUACGACAAUCAUGCUGUCCCGUAAAUGAAGGAUUUUUGAUUAAGAACAAGGUCAACUUUUAUUUGCAUGUUAUAUUUUUUAUCUGUAUGUUUUUCGCAGCAAUGUCUAUAUUAAGUACUAUAUAAGUACUAAAUCCUCCUAAAGGCAUAAAUGUACCUGUGCAAUGGUCGGUAAAAAUGGUGUUGAGAAAUAAUACAAACAUUCUGGUUA